Cladocopium goreaui is the source of this 851-nucleotide messenger RNA. Lineage: Eukaryota; Dinophyceae; Suessiales; Symbiodiniaceae. The record is from the annotation of a GenBank genome assembly.
UGACUCGAGCCGCUACGCCAUGCGAGUGGCUGCCGGCAUGGUGCAGAUGCCGGCAGCGCAAACGACCUUUGAUUUUCAGGUGAAGCGAGAAGACACGCCUACUGCGACAGAGGAGCUGUGCAGCUUUUGCUUCAAAGUCUUGCUGGCAAAGUUGCAAGGAACUCCUUUGCCAUCGCUUUCAUCUCAGCGCGUUUGCUGGGACGCUCAAGAUUUACAAAAGCAGGUGCCAGGACUUUUCGUUGGUUGGCACACGCCUCAGGGCCUUAGAGGUUGUAUGGGCACGCUGCAGCCGAUCGAACUUCACCGUGGCCUUUCAGAUUACGCCCUCACCAGUGCCCUGUACGACCUACGCUUUUCGCCCAUCACCUUAAAGGAGGUGAAAACGCUGACUUGUCGAGUGUCCAUUCUCCACAGCUUUGAGCCAUGCUCUGAUCCACUGGAUUGGAAGCUGGGCAGCCAUGGCGUCACCAUGGCUUUUAGUGCGGCGUUUUGCAGCUUUUGCCCUUGCAGCACCUGCAAAUACACCGCCACCCUUCUCCCUGAAGUGAUUCUGGAGGAGGGGAUGUCGCAAGAGGCUGUACUGGAGAAGUUGGUGAGAAAGGCAGGCUACAGAAAACAAUGUAGUCCAAAGAUGAUGAGAUCUCUGGAGAUCACGCGUUUCCAGUCCACCAUGUGCGAUCUGGAUUUUCAGAGCUAUGCCUUGAAACAGGAGGCUGUCAGUUGACUGGAGGGCAAUGUGCAGACCCAUGAGCCAUCUGUGAGAUGAACAAAGAUUUCAUGAGUGCAGGUUAAAUUCACACCUUUAUAAUAAUACAGGGGUCCCUGUCGCGCAAAGCUGUGGAACUGUUGUG